Molecule: messenger RNA, 936 nt
Organism: Rhineura floridana
Lineage: Eukaryota; Metazoa; Chordata; Lepidosauria; Squamata; Rhineuridae
Product: olfactory receptor 13C2-like
Exons: 1
Coding region: 1-936 (311 amino acids)
Biological process (GO): G protein-coupled receptor signaling pathway
Cellular component (GO): membrane
Molecular function (GO): G protein-coupled receptor activity; olfactory receptor activity
Source: RefSeq, a predicted model, not a curated record
AUGGAAAGUAAGAACCUCACUUUUUUCACCGAGUUCAUCCUCCUCGGAUUUUUGGGCCACCCGCAGCUGGAGGUCUUCCUUUUUGUGGUGGUGUCCGUGAUCUACACAGUGACCCUCUUCGGAAAUCUCUUCAUCUUGGCAUUGACUUGCUUUGAUUCUCGCCUCCACACCCCGAUGUACUUUUUCCUCAGCAACCUGGCCUUCUUGAACAUCUGUUACACAUCUGCUGUGGUCCCCAAGAUGCUCAUCAACUUCUUAGCUACCAAGAAGACCAUCUCGUAUCGCCUGUGCAUCACCCAAGUGUACAUCACACUUUUCUUGGGGGCGGCCGAGUGUCUUCUCCUCCUGGUGAUGGCGUUUGACCGGUACGUUGCCAUCUGCAACCCUCUGCAUUACACGGUGACAAUGAGCAAGAACAUCUUCCUUGCUCUUGCAAUCGGUGCCUGGGUCGGCAGCUUCCUGGUGUCCGUGGUCCCUUCCUUUAUGAUGCAGCUAUCUCUGUGCCAUUCCGUCAUCGACCACUUGUUCUACGAAGUCCCCGUUCUCCUCCAGUUGGCCUGUCCCAGGGACGACACGUCGACCAACGAAGCCAUGAUGGUUGCAGGGAGCACCUUCACCUUGCUCAUGCCAUUCAUCUUGAUCCUGCUGUCGUACGUCCGCAUCAUCGUCGCCAUCCUAAGGAUCUCUUCGGUGGACGGGAAGCAGAAAGCAUUCUCCACUUGCUCAGCUCACAUCACUGUUGUUACCAUCUACUAUGGAAGCGGGAUGUUUAUGUACAUGAGGCCCAAGGCUAGCUAUUCAGCCAAGAAGGAUAAGCUGAUCUCUCUUUUCUACUCGGUGAUCAACCCCAUGUUGAACCCCAUCAUAUACAGCCUGAGGAACAAUGAUGUGAAGGACGCCCUCGUGAAAGUGCUGAGGAGAUCCAAAGCACCCUAG